AUGGAGUGGCCGAAGCGACGCUGCGUGAAGCCCCAAAGCAACGCUCUCCCAAAUGACAUGCUGCCCAUCGCGCAACGCGUCAAAAAUGAGCCGCUUCUCAGCACAAAUUCUACAAAUAAGGAUCUGCACUCGAACCUCGUCGACCUCGAGGAGAUUGUGAUGAACUGGUCGCGCGUCGUGUUCAACGCCACCAAGAGCAAACAGGAGGCAAAGAUCAAGAAGAAGUAUCUUUCG
Messenger RNA from Mesorhabditis spiculigera, 234 nucleotides. Lineage: Eukaryota; Metazoa; Nematoda; Chromadorea; Rhabditida; Rhabditidae. The record is from the annotation of a GenBank genome assembly.